Messenger RNA from Monascus purpureus, 2276 nucleotides. NCBI's taxonomy places the organism in Eukaryota, Fungi, Ascomycota, Eurotiomycetes, Eurotiales, Aspergillaceae. The record is from the annotation of a GenBank genome assembly.
GUUGACGUUGACCUGUCUGCGCCCGUGGAAGGGCCCAGCUUCCUCAGUGCAUCUUCUGCAUCUGUUUCCUACGUACAUACCAACGUAACAAUGGCCUCGUUCGUGGAUAACGACGACGACGAUCGCGAUCUUGCGGGUGAGUUGCAAUCCGGUGAUAGCGCACGCGUCCAGCUAACAUCUUUCUUCGAUUCCUUCGCUUCUAGGCUCACAAGAUGGGAGCUCUGAAAAUGACAAUGAUAAUGAUAUGGAUGUUACAAUGCAAGAUGCCGAUGAUGCAGACGGUGAUAAUGAAAACAACAAGCCCGACCUGGACGCUGAUGCGGAUCCGGAUCAAGAUGCAGAGAGCUCUUCCAUCACAGACCAGGUUUCCGAGGCUCAACAGAACCCUGCCAUCCCUCCCAGCACGGUGAAUGCUACAGCUGCCUCGAUGUCCGUUUUCCAUCCUCCCGUGCGCGCCGAAUGUCUGACUGCCACCACCUACGAUAUAGUCCCGACAACUGCCGCUCCCCAUAGCACUUCGAUCAACGCGAUAUCCGCCACCGCAGACAUGAGAUGGGUAUUCAGUGGAGGCUCCGAUGGAUAUAUCCGGAAAUUCAACUGGGUGGAGUCGGUCAACGGCAAGUUGAUGCUAACUGUUGCACAGAGGCAUCCCUUUGUGGACUGUGUGAUAAAGGCCGGUGUGGUCAUGACAUACUGGGAGAAUAUGGAUGGCAAUGCUUUGUCACCCGUGUAUUCAUUAGCCUGCCAUAGCGAGGGUCUGUGGCUUCUUUCGGGGUUGGAAUCGGGCUGCAUAAAGCUCCAGUCCGUCCGGCAUGAGGAAGGCAAAGAGAUUGCUACCUUGCAACAGCAUAACUCUGCUGUAUCGGUUUUGACCCUGAGUUCUGAUGAGAAGUCACUGCUAUCUGGUAGCUGGGAUAAACGCGUUCUCGACUGGGAUCUGAAUACAGGCCAGAUCAGGCGCUCAUAUGGAAGCAGUGCCAGGCAAAUUUCGGCUAUAGAGUUCCGGCCAGAAUCGAGUCUUCCGGUCCCCAGAGACACUGUCGAACCUCAACUCAGCAAUGGAACAUACUCAUCCAACAACGAAGCUGAUGGCCUGGGAGCAUUCAGUUUUAUGGAUGGCGGGAACACCCACGAUGAAUUUGGUGCUGGCCCCAACCCGCAGGCGGGUUCUCCGGUGGAUUCACUCUUUGGUGGAGCUGAUUCUCUAUUUGGCGAUGGAGAUGGCGGUGUUGGGGAUGGUACAGGCGCGUCUGGUCCCUUUGGAAUGGACAGUUCGUUUGGUGAAACUCUCACCAACGGCAUUGUACCUGAGACAGGUCUUCAUGAGGAACCGAACCAUACGAACGGGCUUACAAACCUCAGCGGUUCCCUGGAAAAUACGAAUCCUGACGCGAACGCCCUGUCUGGCAUUUCAAACACCAAAGCAGAAGCAGAGGACCCUGGAAUGGGACUCCCAAAUGGGAUCUCGUCCGAGCCCGCCGUCAACCAUUUGCCGCAUGCGGAGGAUCUAGAGCAGAUGCCCCGGCAAACGAGCGAUGCAUCCCAACCGUCGCAGUCUGCCGGUGAUACAACUUUCCUUGCUGCAUCCAUUGAUGGAACGAUCCGCAUAUGGGACAGACGGCAACCGGAUCCAGUUGCGCGCAUCAGCCCUCACAAUGCGCCUCCUUGGUGCAUGAAUGCCUGCUGGUCUCCAAACGGUGACUACGUCUAUGCUGGCCGGCGGAACGGCACGGUUGAGGAAUUUAGUCUGCACAAGGGCCUGCGAAGCGCUGAACGGGUCUUUAAGUUCCCUCAAGGAAGCGGACCAGUUACCGCGCUCAAAGCGAUGCCUAAUGGGCGCCAUCUCGUUUGUGCAUCGCAUGAUAUCCUUCGUCUAUACGAUUUGAGGCACGAGCAGACGUCUCAUCGUUCAACCGUGCCCUUCCUCAUCAUCCCAGGGCAUCGCACGGGACUUAUUUCCCAACUGUACAUUGACCAAGCAUGUCGAUUCAUGAUCUCAGCUGGCGGUCACAGAGGCUGGGAAGGUAGCACUACGGAGGUGCUGCUGGGAUAUGAAAUUGGUGUGCCAAGAUGACUGUCUUUUUAUUUCUCUUGGGUAUUGGAAUAUUUGGUUCAAUCUGUUGGCAUGUACUAUACUAUAUAUACCUCUGUCUAGUUUGCUGUCUGCCUGUCCUGGAUAAUAGGGACGAUGACUUGGAUUUUUCUUACUGAUAUAUCCGUAAGCAUUGUUUUGGUUCAAAUGAGGGAGAUCGGGGACUUCGAAUCUAAUAAUACCA